Megachile rotundata (alfalfa leafcutting bee) is the source of this 1366-nucleotide messenger RNA. RefSeq names its product putative cytochrome P450 6a14. Lineage: Eukaryota; Metazoa; Arthropoda; Insecta; Hymenoptera; Megachilidae. Gene Ontology annotation, molecular function: oxidoreductase activity, acting on paired donors, with incorporation or reduction of molecular oxygen; monooxygenase activity; iron ion binding. The record is from RefSeq and is a predicted model, not a curated record.
AUAAGAAAGGCGCCUACGUGAAAACUUCUAUGUAGAUCGAAUGAAGUUGUGGGACACAACAGAACAGAGCAGCGUAUUAAGAACAACAUAGUCGUUUCGUAGUUCUAACCGUGUUCGAGGACAGUCGAAUUUACAUUUACACAGUGUUUCGUUUAACUGAGUGCUAAAGUUGUAUUGAAAUUCGCGAAGAUGUCUUCGUUAAUGUUUGAAACUCUUGGGUUGUUGGCAGCAAUAUUAUUUCUGCUGUACUAUUAUUCCAAAUCCAAGUUGGAAUUUUGGAAAAAACGAGGUGUAAAAGGACCGAAACCAAUUCCCUUUUUGGGCAACUUCAAGGAUGUGUUUCUUGGAAAAAUAUCAGUCAACGAUAGUUUCGUUAAAGCUUAUUACGAGUUCAGGGAUGAACCAUUAAUAGGAAUGUUUAGUGGUCACAUCCCAAUUUUACUCGUUAAAGAUCCAGAAUUAAUGAAAGAUGUUCUUAUCAAAGAUUUUUCAAAGUUCGCAGAUAGAAUGCAAGAUCCUGACAUACAGGUCGAACCAUUAUCGGAGCAUUUGUUCAGGUUGGAAGGAAAAAGAUGGAAACCGUUAAGAGCUCACUUUUCUCCUAUUUUCACUUCGGGGAAAUUAAAGGAGAUGUUCCAUUUAAUGUUAGAAUGCGGUAAACACUUUGAGAAGUACCUGGAUACGACGCUCGGAAAUGGGGUAGAAUACAUCGAUUGUCGUGAGAUUUCUGCAAAAUUCACGACCGAUGUGAUCGGUUCCUGCGCGUUCGGAAUAGAAGCGAACGCAUUAGCCGCAGAAGACAGUGAAUUUCGUAAAAUGGGCAGACAAGUCUUUCAACCAACUAUCAAAACUUACCUUAGGGAUAGAUUGCGGGAUUAUCCAUUCAUUUUUAAGCUCUUCGGAAAAUACAUUGUCGAUCAUGAAAUCGUUGAAUUCUUCACGAGAAUCACCAAAGAGAGUAUAGAUUACAGAAUAAAGAAUAAUUUCCGUCGACAUGAUUUUAUUGAUACUUUGGUCGAGCUAAAACAAAACCCGGAAAAAGCUAAACUUGAAGAUUUGAACGACAUUUUCUUGGCUGCACAAGCCUUCAUCUUCUUCGCUGCUGGUUUUGAAACGUCCUCGGUAACCGUCACUAACGCUUUAUAUGAACUUGCACUAAAUCAAUCAAUCCAAGAUGCUCUUAGAUCAGAAAUUAAGGAUAUUCUGCAACGUGGUAACGGAGAAAUCACCUACGAAAAUAUAAAGGAAAUGAAAUUAUUGGAUGGAGUCCUCCAAGAACUAUCGUCGGAGAAUCUGGACUAAUUUGAAAUGUUAACUGUUACGUGCGGGAAGCGCGCGUAUAAAGCCUCGAAGAUUUGUUUGCCCU